Molecule: messenger RNA, 927 nt
Organism: Stomoxys calcitrans (stable fly)
Lineage: Eukaryota; Metazoa; Arthropoda; Insecta; Diptera; Muscidae
Exons: 1
Coding region: 1-927 (308 amino acids)
Source: RefSeq, a predicted model, not a curated record
AUGAAUCACAACAACAAACCUUUUAGUAUAGAAAACUUACAAAACAACAACACCGCGGUUGCAUUUAAAACUCAAACUUUUAAAGUUUUGAAAAACAAAUACCGCAGAGCAUGUUAUCUGCUGGAAAAAAUUGAAGAAAAUAAAAAAGCCCAUAGAGUUCAAUUGCAAGACCAUGCCGAUGAACUAGAGUGCCAUAGAGUUAUUGAAGAAUACCAGCAAUAUGUUAAAAACAAAUUUCCCAAUCAUACUCCUUCUACAUCUACAGUCGGCAAUGAAUCGGACCAAGCCAACAGUGAGGGCCUCCUAUUGGCUUUAGUUAAUGAAGAUUUUAGCAAAAACCAUGUAGUAACCUCUUUAUGGCAUGAAAUUGAAUGUAAACUUUCUGCCAUGGUCAUCGACUAUAUUCUCAAGAACUCCAACGGUUCCCAGUUACCCAGUUAUAAUUCAUCGAAACUAUAUCGUGGUUGCCGUCUCAUCAAAUGCAUGGAUGAAUUUUCCAAGAGUCUUAUUAUGGACUUUGUCAAAGCGAUUAGCAAUUCAUGGGAAGGUUUGAAUCUAAAACUUAUACCAGCCCAAGAUGUGCCUCGCAGACCCUGUGCCCGCAUUUGGUUGCCACCUCUAACUGCUCUUAGCAACCACAAACUGUUGAAGUCUCUAAGGCUUCACAACCCCUCAGUUCCCAUGCAAGAUUGGUACAUUAUGCGUCGCGAGAUUACCAAGAACAAUAGCUUAUGUUGCCUGGUAUUGAUCACUGAGGAAGGUGUGUCAGCUUUGAAAAAUAUCGGCUAUAGACUAAGGUUUGGCAUACGCAAUGCUAAGGUUAAAAUUAUCCCAGCUAAAGUGAAAUCCAGCAAUAAGGAAUCUGAUGACAACGCCAGUAAUCUAUCGGAUGAUAUCAAUGGUCUUCAAAUUACCACCUACUAUUGA